AUGGCUCCUUACAACAUCCGGUGGGGUAUCUUGGCUACCGGCGGAAUUGCAGAUGCAUUCGUCCGCGACCUCCUCCUCGACCCGUCUACCCGCUCAGCCUCCGACAUCUCCCACACAGUUGUGGCAGUCUCCUCCUCGUCCUCAGCGUCCCGCGCCGAGAAAUUUAUUGCAAAUACCGGGAUUCCCUCCCCCUGCACCGCCUAUGGAUCCUACGAAGCUCUGGUGGCCGAUCCCAACGUCGACGUCGUCUACGUCGCAACCCCACACUCGCACCACUUCCAGAAUGUCAUGCUCUGUCUGGAAGCGGGAAAGCACGUUCUCUGCGAGAAGGCGUUUACAGUGAAUGCGCAGCAGACGCGGAUUUUGGUUGAGACGGCACGGAAGAAGAAUCUAUUCCUAAUGGAAGCUGUGUGGACGAGGUACUUCCCGCUAAGUAUUGAGAUUCGAGAGUUGAUCAAGAACGGCGCCAUUGGGGAGGUGUUAAGGGUUACGGCGGAUAAUAGCUUUGGGGGUACGCCUGAAGAAAAGUUUAGCACAGAGCAUCGGAUGGUAAAUAAGGAUUUGGCUGGCGGAGCGUUGCUUGACCUCGGUAUCUACUCUCUGACCUGGGUCUUCCAGACUCUUUACCACACCCUCCCCAGGGAGGCGAGAAAGCCUCCCUCGCGCGUCUCUGCGCAUAUAACGCCCUACCACCUCACCGGUGCUGACGAGGCAACCACGAUCCUCCUGUCGUUCCCGACAACAACGCCCUCCAAUUCCGAGCAUCCAGGUGAAUCCCAAGCCGUGGCAUCCACGUCUAUUCGUGUUGCGACCGAUCCGGAUGAGACCAACACCGCUCGUCCAGCGAUCCGUAUCCAGGGCACAAAGGGGGAGAUCCAAGUCGAUGGGCCAGCGUUCCGGCCAGAGGUGUAUCGCAUAAUCCCUGUGAAAGGCCAGGGUAUGGGUGAGUUCAAGGAGAAGAAGUUCGACUUCCCUGCCAACGGAAGGGGCAUGUACUGGGAGGCAGAUGAGGUAGCAAGAUGUCUGAGGGACGGGAAAUUGGAGAGUGAGACUAUGUCUCUAGAGGAGAGUAUUGUGAUUAUGGAUGUAAUGGAUGAGGCGAGAAGGCAGAAUGGGUUGACUUAUCCUGAGAAGAUCGAGUCGACUGUUUACCCUACUCAGCUGUGA
Molecule: messenger RNA, 1167 nt
Organism: Aspergillus nidulans FGSC A4
Lineage: Eukaryota; Fungi; Ascomycota; Eurotiomycetes; Eurotiales; Aspergillaceae
Product: Gfo/Idh/MocA family protein
Exons: 4
Coding region: 1-1167 (388 amino acids)
Molecular function (GO): D-xylose 1-dehydrogenase (NADP+) activity; nucleotide binding
Source: RefSeq, a predicted model, not a curated record